AUGACGCGCAACCCGGGCCAAAUCUUCUUUGACAAGGCCCACGAUGUCCUCUACUUUGGCGCCCGUGACGGCUACAUGGCCUCCGAGGCACAGUUCCGCACCGUCAUGGCCCUCUGCGAUCCCGAAGACAUCUCACAAGUGCGCCGCCUCGCCAUCAACGACUCGCUUUUCUGGGUCGACACAAUGUACCAGUCCAUGAGCGCCGCCAACCUAACGGUGGAGGUCCUCAAGCAGGUCCGCGCGCGUAUGCCCAAGCUGGAAGAGCUGGUCUUCGUGCCGCGGGACGAAAAUCCUGUCUACAACGACGAGGUCGAGUUGGUGCCUGCGAAUCCGAACGGCUUGCUCAAGCAGCAGAUGGCGAGGCAAAUGGAGGCGGCGAUGAAGGCCGUUUGCGACUUAUUUCCGGACUGGACGCCGCCGCGGUGGUGUAUUAUGGCUCUCGGGUCGACGUAG
Colletotrichum fioriniae is the source of this 453-nucleotide messenger RNA. RefSeq lists its product as uncharacterized. The record is from RefSeq and is a predicted model, not a curated record. NCBI's taxonomy places the organism in Eukaryota, Fungi, Ascomycota, Sordariomycetes, Glomerellales, Glomerellaceae.